GUGCCCAGAUGUGCCCAGAUAUGAAAAAUUGCCCGCGAGAGUGUGUUGCAUGUUGCGAAGGAGUGUCAGAGGCGAAGUGCAAGUGUGAGAGCACAAUAGUGGCGAGAUUUUUCCUUCAUCGCGAUAGAGCGCGAGUUUGGCGACAUUGGCCCGUCAUUCCCAGCCUUUUUCCACGCGUGCCGCGUGCGUGAGUGCAUCAGUUGACCCGGCAGUGGCAUCGGCGUGUGCCCGUGGUGGAAUUUGUGUGACUUGGGGCGCUUCGGGGGUGGAAAAACGUUGCUUUUCUCGCUGGUGGAGUGUCGUUUUGUUGUGUAUUUGAAAUGGCUGCCACGAGUGUGGUUGUUCUGGAUAGGGGAAAUAAUACCACUUGCACCAUUAAUUUACAUGGCGCCACAGUGGUUUCCUGGAGAGUCAACAAUCAGGAGCAGUUGUUCGUGAGCAAAUUGGCGGUUUUCGAUGGCAAAAAAGCAAUUAGAGGAGGAAUUCCAUUUGUAUUUCCACAAUUUGGCCAGUGGACGUUUGGGCCGCAGCACGGAUUCGCCAGGAUUACGAGAUGGGCGCUGGAGAGGGCGCCGGAAAGACUGCCCACCGGAGACGUCGAGGCCGUCUUCAGUCUCAUGGACAACGAAUUCACGCGCUCAAUGUGGAACUAUCCAUUCCGGAUCACUUACCGACUGAUUCUGCGCGAGAAGGAGCUGCACUUCCACAUCGGCGUGUACAACCCGAGCAAGGACCUCACGUUCUCCUUCAACAUGCUCCUGCACACGUACUUGAAGGUGCCGGACGUGCGUCGGUGCCAGAUCACGGGGCUGCACGGCUGCACGUUCAUCGACAAGACACGCGAGAACGCCAUUUACCAGGAGGGGCGCGACGUGGUGACCAUCAACGAGUGGACAGAUCGCAUCUACCAGCACACGCCGUCGGAGCACAUCAUCACGAAUGUGGUGUCGGGCCGGAAGAUGCGCGUGCAGAAGUACAACUUCCCCGACACGGUGAUCUGGAAUCCGUGGAUGGAGAAGGCGCGCGAAACGCCCGACUUCGGAGACGACGAGUAUCCCAACAUGCUGUGCGUGGAGUCGGGCCACGUCUCCAGUCCCGUGAUCCUGCUGCCCGGCACCGCUUUCGAGGCCAGUCAAGUGCUGCAGGUGAGUUUCGUGAAUGGCGUGUCGGGGAAGCGACGCAGCAAAAAGAACCAGAACCAGAACAACGUCGAUUUCAGAUUCUCCCCGUCUGUUCCCCGGUUUAUAAACUGAGAGGAUUUCCCGCCACUGGAUAAGUUUUCCUGUCACUCUUUUGUGACAGUUUUAUUGCGCGAUCAGCAUUUCAACAAUGGGUUUUUCUUUCUCUUUAUCCCCAACUUUGCCCCCGUCUUGGAUUCAGAGAUGUAAAUAAAAUAUUUUUAGGGAGUAAUUUUUAAAAAUGGAUAAAGAAAAAAAAAACGAUAAAUAAUGGCUUAAAAGUGAAUUUAGUCUCUGUGGUAAGUUAUUUGUUAAGUUUUUCUUGGAACAAUAUAAUUUCUUGACUUAUAUUUUUACACACACAAAAGGUUUCUUUAGACACAUUUUUUCUGGGUUAGAUUUUUUCUAUUAUGAAUUUUGUUGUAAAUAUAUAGAAGGAUUUCAGCAAAUCUUUCAAUCUAUUCGAUAUGUGAAAUAUAUAAAGAAAAAGAAGGAAGACAAGAAGCAUUUUUAACGGAAAUUCUCUAGAAUGGAGAAGAAAUAUGGAAAAUUAUGAUAAAAGGAAACAUACUUAAAUGUACUAUAAAUAAUGAAAUAAUGAUGAAAAUCAAUUAAUAAUAAAAGAAAAUAUUGAAAAUUCUCUGUCCAAUGUAUACGAUUAGUGAGUUAAAAUGCAAAGAAAUCAAUUAUUCGAGGAAAUGGGAGGUGAAAUGCGAGAAAAUAAAUGUCUAGGAAGGUUUUUUUUUAGAAGAUGAAGUGGAAAAUAAGAGGCUGUAAAUGCGGAAAAUUGUUGACAACACACUUAAUAAUUCUUUUCAAAGAUAUCAUCAUUCCAAAGAUGUUUUGUUUAAGAGAUGAUGCCACACAAUUUCUUCAAAAAUUCUUGCUUUUUCACGGGUUUUUAUUUUAUAUUCUUUCAAGCAUGUUCCAAAAUGCGAACAUAUCACACGAUUUUGUGUUUAAUUUGACUCUGCAGGUAAUCUAUUAGUUAUUUUUACAAUAAAUGAUUUGUUGCUCAGUGAUGAAAAGCCGUUCCAUGCCGGCAAUUUUCCGGAUGGAUUCUAAGGGAAAAUGUGCAGAAGAACGCAGAAUUUUUCUCAUUAUCUAAAUGUAGCAAUAAAUUUUUCGAUCUAAGAAGCGCCAAUUCAUGAUAAACUGUACUUCAUUAUAUAGAAAUGAUGGUGCAAUAAUAAAUGAUGAAAAUUUCAACAA
This is a messenger RNA of Phlebotomus argentipes, 2390 nucleotides long. RefSeq lists its product as uncharacterized. The coding region runs from base 321 to 1253 and encodes 310 amino acids. The transcript is spliced from 7 exons. The record is from RefSeq and is a predicted model, not a curated record. NCBI's taxonomy places the organism in Eukaryota, Metazoa, Arthropoda, Insecta, Diptera, Psychodidae. Gene Ontology annotation, biological process: carbohydrate metabolic process. Gene Ontology annotation, molecular function: carbohydrate binding; isomerase activity.